Empidonax traillii (willow flycatcher) is the source of this 2130-nucleotide messenger RNA. RefSeq names its product metallophosphoesterase domain containing 1 (gene MPPED1). The record is from RefSeq and is a predicted model, not a curated record. Lineage: Eukaryota; Metazoa; Chordata; Aves; Passeriformes; Tyrannidae. The transcript has 7 exons. Gene Ontology annotation, molecular function: hydrolase activity. The coding region runs from base 454 to 1362 and encodes 302 amino acids.
UGCCCUCUGCGGCUCGCCGGCGAGGGGCAGAGCAGCCCCUGCCCCGCCGUGCCCCGCCGGGAAGUUACUUUGUUCGCAGAGUUCCCGCGGAGGCUGCGCUGGGACCCCCGAGCUCCCGGUGGCCCCCGCAUCCCCCCACCUGCCCUGCCCAGGUGUCACCGGAGCUUUCCCGGCAAGGAAAGGAAGCCCCCCGUGGAAAAUCCGUGCGCGCCUUCCCCGGUAGCUUCCCCUCGCGCAGCCUGGGGAAGGGGCGAUGGAAGAGGAAGAACUUCCCUUUGUCGUAGGAGAGGAUUGAGUGACCUCCAAAGUUUUGUUCCGGGAGGAAACCGCUGGAUAAGUUUGGUGUUUCCAAGGGGGCUGUGCUGUUGAGGUGAGAUGUCCUGGUGCUCUCCCAUGGACGUAGGGAGAUAGCAGACAUGAUCCCCUGAGGAGGCCGAGCCCCGCGCCGCAAGCAUGGCCUUCGCCCAGUCGCACAUCAUGGCAGCCCGCAGGCACCAGCACAGCCGGCUCAUCAUCGAGGUGGAUGAGUACAGCUCCAACCCCACGCAGGCUUUCACCUUCUACAACAUCAACCAGGGGCGUUUCCAGCCCCCACAUGUGCAGAUGGUCGAUCCGGUGCCCCACGACGCUCCCAAACCUCCAGGAUAUACACGAUUUGUCUGUAUUUCUGAUACUCACUCCAGAACUGAUCCCAUCCAAAUGCCAUAUGGAGAUGUGUUAAUACAUGCUGGUGAUUUUACUGAGCUGGGACUUCCUAGUGAAGUAAAAAAAUUCAACGAGUGGCUAGGUAGCCUGCCCUAUGAAUACAAGAUUGUGAUAGCAGGAAAUCAUGAGUUGACCUUUGACCAGGAAUUCAUGGCUGACUUAAUCAAGCAGGACUUUUACUAUUUCCCCUCUGUUUCUAAGCUGAAGCCAGAGAGCUAUGAAAAUGUACAGUCUCUUCUAACAAACUGCAUCUAUCUUCAAGACUCUGAAGUGACGGUGAGGGGAUUCAGAAUAUAUGGCUCCCCUUGGCAACCUUGGUUUUAUGGCUGGGGCUUUAAUCUUCCACGAGGCCAAGCACUAUUAGAGAAAUGGAACCUUAUUCCAGAUGGAAUAGAUAUUCUUAUAACACACGGACCACCUCUCGGUUUUCUAGACUGGGUUCCCAAGAAAAUGCAACGGGUAGGAUGUGUCGAGCUGCUGAACACAGUCCAGAGACGAAUACAGCCAAGGCUUCACGUUUUUGGACAUAUCCAUGAAGGUUAUGGUGUCAUGGCUGAUGGAACCACUACCUAUGUGAAUGCAUCUGUGUGCACUGUGAAUUACCAGCCACUUAAUCCACCUAUAGUUAUUGACUUACCUACUCCAAGGAACACAUGAUUAUAAUGAGGAUUUAAAGUUGUACCCAACACAUUAUAGCAACUUUAUAUUGCUGGCUGAGAAUCCCAAUAGGGAACCAUUCAACAACAACAAUAACAACAACAAAAAAGCAAAAUCCUUCUUUUUUUCCCUGCUAGCUCUUCACAGAUAAAUUUCGAGUAACACAAGUGGAUGAGGAACAAAGACAUUUUGGUGCCAGGAACAGAUUAAAGACUUAACAUUUCACCAUUAAAAUAUUUGUGAACACAGAAAAGUGAAUGCAUUCCACAUAUAAAUAUAUAUAUAUAUAUAUACAUGCACAUAUAUAUAUAUCUAGUAGGGGCUUUUGUAUAUACCGUGUAUUGGACUUAUUAAAAGAACGAUGUCUUUCAAAGGAGUGUUUCUUUAAGAAAGUUUGCAGUUUAAACUUCAGUGUUUAGACUAGGAUUCCCUCAUUUCAGAUGUUUCCCAGUGAGCUCUUGGUAAAAAGAAAAAUGACGGUAAAGAUGUUUUCCCUUAAUUAACACGGCAAACAUAAAAGAUGCUGCACAAAUGACCAGUCACAGGAGGAACGAUAUUACUCCAAGUCCUCCAGGUCUAAGUCUUUGCAUCUAUUCAAAACCAACGCAAUAGAGGCCCUAAUUCACUGUACUGAAAUGAAGUUUUACUACAUCUGGCAUUACAGAUGGUAAGGGAAAUGGUGCAUAUUGCCAGCAUGCUGUAAACAGCUCAACAUUCGAGAAGGGAGACUGUGUUAAGUGCAGUAUAAACUCAGGAAUUUGUAACCUG